Messenger RNA from Alternaria postmessia, 669 nucleotides. RefSeq lists its product as uncharacterized. Gene Ontology annotation, molecular function: double-stranded DNA binding. The transcript is spliced from 3 exons. NCBI's taxonomy places the organism in Eukaryota, Fungi, Ascomycota, Dothideomycetes, Pleosporales, Pleosporaceae. Gene Ontology annotation, biological process: reciprocal meiotic recombination. Bases 1 to 669 code for a protein of 222 amino acids. The record is from RefSeq and is a predicted model, not a curated record.
AUGGCCCCGAAAACCCAACCCAACCCGCAGAAAGCGGCCUCCAUUCUUGCCUGGUUUCACAAAACGGCACAGGCCCACAGCAUCAAAGAUCUCGAGAAGACACUGCCGCAAGUUUCCUCUAUCAACGGCAUGCAAGUUAAGGACUACCUCCAAGCACUCUCAGAUGACAAUAAAAUCCGUGUUGAGAAGAUUGGUAGCGGUAACUGGUACUGGAGCUUUCCAGCCGAUGAGAAGAAAGCCAAAGAAACAGCUCUCAAGAAAGCCCAAGAGGAGUUCGACAAGGCCAACGCUGCAGUAAACGAGCUUCAGGCGAGGGUGGACGAUGCAGGUGCGGCUCGCGCCGAGGAUGAGGAUAUGCUCAUGGAGACAGGUGGUGAUCGGAAGACACUGAUUUCGAAGCAUGCCGAACUCACAAAGGACCUCGAGAAACUCAGGAUCGAGCUAUCUGCGUACAGCGAUCAAGAUCCUGUCGAGUUGGAGAAGAAGGCUACCGAAACUGAACGUGCUCAUCUUGACGCAGAGAAGUUUACUGAUCAAAUUCUCGUCAUGCAAGGCUGGAUCAAUCAACAGUACUUUGGUGGUAGUGGAGGGCCGGAAUUCAAGGAGAUGCUGAAGUCAUUCUACUACGACGAGUACGACGAGGAGGAGGGAGGCCUACGUGAGCUGUGA